AUGAAGCUCUCGGGGCGCCUCCACUCAGGGGCACUGCUCUCCCUAUGUCUCUUCAGCGUUACUGCUACCGGACGGCUAGGCCUUCCGAGGAGGGACGAGACGACUCUCUCCACCGAGGGCACGUCAACCCCGACAACAAGAGCUAGUGCUCCAGAGACUACGAGUUCGCCGCCCAGGUCGACUAGCGUUGCGACUUCGACGACCUCUGCCCCGGCAUCGUCACCCACUCGGCCAGCUUCAAGCGCUUCGGCCAGCUCAACCACCACUGGCAGCUUAAACUCGACUUUAUUCAACGUUAUGCUCCCUCCCAACCAGCUUCCCCUUGAGCCCGAGAUUACCCCUGGCUGGGCCGUCGCCGGGGCCAUACUUCUCGGCACAGGCGUCGUCUUUGCCUUGGUUGGCAUCAAGACCAAGUAUCUUCAUUCAUUCUUUUCAACGGCCUUCUUGGCCAGCCUGGGCACGACGGUCCUCAUCAUCUAUGUCAUGACUCCGCCCGUGAGCCAUGCAAUCCAGGGAGCAUAUGUGGUCGCCGUCGUCUGCACCGGCAUGAUUCUCGGCGCUCUGGCUGUUGUGUUCAAGGAGAUCAUGGAAUGCCUGGGUUGUCUCCUCGGGGGCUUCUGUCUAAGCAUGUGGCUGUUGACCCUGCAGCCGGGGGGGCUCAUCCCCACUGUCGGCGGCAAAGUCGUCUUUAUUGCGGCUUUCACCCUCACGGCUUUUGGAUCGUACUUCACUCGCUGGACCCAGACAUACAGUCUCAUUAGCUGCAUCUCCUUUUCUGGCGCAACAGUUGCUGUUCUCGGCAUCGACUGCUUCAGUCGCGCCGGUCUUCGAGAGUUCUGGGCUUACCUCUGGGCCCUCAACGACAACCUCUUCCCCCUUGGCGCCUCCACGUACCCUCUUACUCGCGGAAUCCGCGUAGAGCUGGCAGUUACCAUUCUCAUUUUUCUUGCCGGCAUCGUUUCGCAGCUCAAACUCUGGCGCAUCAUCAAGGAACACCGAGACAAGCGCAAUGCCAAGAUUGCCGAGGAAGAGCGCAACCUCCGUGUCGAGGAGGAAACUGUAGGCCAGCAGGUGGAAGAGACGACCAGUCGGGCGCGUCGCGAGUGGGAACGCGUAUAUGGGGAUGUAGAGGGUGGCUUGAGCCCGCUUGGGGGCUCGACGGAUUCGGGCGUCAGUGACAUGGGUAGCGAGAAGCCGAUGCGAGACAGCAACGGCGCCUUGACCGUCAUCACCAUCCGACCCCAGUCGCCAACCGAACUGGACGGCGAGAACGGCCUGGUCGAAGUGGUGUCGGAGAAGUCAACGCUGCCCUCGCCGCCUGUGCCGAAAACGACAGCGGCAGAGAGGGUUAUAUCGAUAGACGCCGUGAAUGGCAGUGUUACUGUCAUGGUCGCCCAGGAUCCCAUACCCGAAGAGCAAGCUUCGUCUGCCGACUCGUCUGAAUUAGAUAGGGGAGGGGAGAUUCGAGAGGAAGCCUGGGACGGUUCGACGCAGAGGAGGAAAUCCCAACCCCUAACCCCACUGCCAGCCGUGGUUCCCUUGCCAUUUAGGAUACCGGAGGCCCGAGAAAAUAGCGACCGGUCAUCGGUUGCAACCUUUGCCGAGACAGAAGAUGGCCGAGAAUCGAGGUGUGUCAAGAGCGAGAGCAUGGUAAGACGGUUGUCCACUGGCUCUGCCAAGCUCCUCAGGCGUCUGUCGCAACGCUCCACGCGAAGUAUGCAAGACGGGAACGAAUGGACGCGUGGCAGCCGUGAGGAGUUGGUCAAAAGAGCUCGAAACACAAGAGAUGAUAUUGACUCUCUCGCUGCCGACAUGGACGACAUGAGCUCUAAUGGUAUGACCGAGUCCGCCAAUGGUGAUGCAGGGCCCAGCGAUACGCAGGUCGAUCCCAAGAGUGACAUCGCCGAGAAGCAGAAGAAGCAUGCCGAAACAUUAAUAACGAUGGGAGAAACAAUAUUAACGCUGGAAGCGCUGGCCACCAAGACUGCUGCGGAAAGCACAACAUCAAUAAUAGACACGGUCUCACUAUCUCCUGUGGAUGGAUCGGAGCCCGAUCAACUGCCAGCUUCUCCCGAUCUUGCUGGCCGAGAAAUCGAGGCCGAGGUUGUUGCCGAGGACAGGGGCACGGCGACAACAAUUCCAGAGGAUGCAGCAUCGGCGAGAGAGAAGACGGACAAGACCAACAGAAGGCGAGACUCGGCGACCUCGGUUGAUUCUGUCACUGCGAGUCUCUCCAAGAGUUUACCGCCGGCUUUGUCACGGGUGGCAAUGUCGUACCGAACGAAUGAGUGGGCAAAACACCUCAGCACGGCAGACGCACCGGAGCUAGAAACCCUUCAGCUUCACGAAAAUCCAGAGGAACCAGCGCCACUAGACGUUGUUGAGCUACAACAGACGGCCGAAAACGCCACGCCGCCGCCGGCAGCCCCGAGGGUGGCCAGUGCGUUGUCUAGCUACGGGUCCAUGCCCCAUCUCGUGACAAGGAGCAGCUCGAGAGUAUCAUUAUCCGGAUAUUCAGACGCUACUGUUCUCCACCACCAACUUGCGUCAGCCCCUGAGCCUCUAACUAAGAACAGGUCGGGGCCUUACCGCUCAGUAUCAGGGACGCUGAGGGGCCGGGGCUCGAGGCUCUUUGCAGAACCAAUCGCCGAGGAAGGGGAUGACCAGCCGUAUUAUAGUAUGCCCCCUAUGGCCGAGGAUUACGAUGGCCCGCCAACACACGCCAUGCACUCUUCGGCGGCCACCCGGGAGCUGUCUACGUCGGCGUCAGUUCCUAAUCUCUCGAUGUGGCUGAACGGUCCAAAUACGGCCCAGCAGGCGCCGCCGCAGACACUGAUCGGGAUGCGCGAGAGGCUGCUCCGCACCAAAGCCCUCGGCCCAUUUGCAUCCCCCGGAGCCGAUGCUGCCUAUGGCGGCAUGCCCACCAUACCUGCAUCUGGGCCGCCGUCGGAUGCUGGAAGCUUGCACAACUCUGUCGGCGGCGGUUCGAACGCGCCGAUUGAUGCCGACGAUAUCCCGCUCUCGCAGCGCCGCAUCAUGAUACGGCAGAGCAGUCUUGACUUUGCCUCGAGGGGCCGUUCGAGUGCCAUGGCCUCGAGUCCGAGGGCCACCACCCCGAACGCCAACUCUGCCAUGUUUGACUCGCACCAGCCGUCUCGCCGCAGCAACGCCACGCCCGAGUUCGUGCGCCAGGCCCAGCUGGCCAGCUUCCGCAACAGCGUCGCGGCCGAUCUGCGCGCCAUGCCGUCCAACCCGAACCUUGGCGCGCUGUCGAGGCAGUCGUCCUACGGGCGAGAGACGCCUCUGAACAGCGGCCUGAUCGGUAGUGCGUCGAUGGGGAGCUUGCGAGGGGCGUACGGGCUCGACGCCGAUGCGCGGCGCAGCAUCGAGGUGCAGCGCAACACGCUCCUCGGACAGAAAGAUGCCGAAGCGGUAAAACGCGAAGCAGAACGGCUGGAGCACGAGCGCAACCAGCGCGAGUUCGAAGAGCGCAUGCGCAGCGGCGCCCUCAUGGAGGCCCAUCGCGACGCCAUGAGGAGACUCCAGGGGGGAGUCAGGGACGUGUGA
This is a messenger RNA of Lasiosphaeria miniovina, 3567 nucleotides long. RefSeq lists its product as uncharacterized. The record is from RefSeq and is a predicted model, not a curated record. The transcript has 2 exons. Lineage: Eukaryota; Fungi; Ascomycota; Sordariomycetes; Sordariales; Lasiosphaeriaceae. The coding region runs from base 1 to 3567 and encodes 1188 amino acids.